Messenger RNA from Mus musculus (house mouse), 1569 nucleotides. RefSeq names its product immediate early response 5-like (gene Ier5l). Bases 189 to 1409 code for a protein of 406 amino acids. The record is from RefSeq and is marked provisional. The transcript has a single exon. Lineage: Eukaryota; Metazoa; Chordata; Mammalia; Rodentia; Muridae.
GGGGAGCGUGAGCCUGCGGGUGGCGCGCAACGCAUGGUGGCGACUUCUCUCGGAGUGUCGCCGACCCGCCGACCCGGGCUCGGUUCCCUGUGCCUGGCUCGCCCGGGCGACCAACUGGAGACACACGCAAGGAGCAGCAUUCGCAGCACCAGAGGCGGCUGCUCCGCCGCCCGCGUCUCCGCGGGAGCAUGGAGUGCGCCCUGGACGCCCAGAGCCUGAUCAGCAUCUCCCUGCGCAAGAUCCACAGCUCCCGGACCCAGCGCGGCGGCAUCAAGCUGCACAAGAACCUCCUGGUGUCCUACGUGCUCCGCAACGCGCGCCAGCUCUACCUGAGCGAGCGUUACGCCGAGCUCUACCGGCGCCAGCAGCAGCAGCAGCAACAGCAGCCGCCCCACCACCAGCACCAGCACCUCGCUUACGCGGCGCCCGGAAUGCCGGCCAGCGCGGCCGACUUCGGCCCGCUCCAACUUGGCGGCGGCGGGGACGCGGAGGCGCGCGAGCCGGUUGCCCGGCACCAGCUGCACCAGCUCCACCAGCUUCACCAGCUGCACCUCCAGCAGCAGCUGCACCAACACCAACACCCGGCGCCCAGGGGCUGCACGGCGGCGGCGCCGGUGGCGGUGGCCGGGGCGCCCGCGGGCUGCGCGGGGGCGCUCUCGGAGCUGCCCGGGUGCGCUGCGCUCCAGCCGCCGCACGGCGCGCCCCACCGCGGGCAGCACUUGGAGCCGCUGCAGCCGGGUCCCGCGCCGCUGCCGCCGCCCGCGCCCGCCGCGCUCUGCCCGCGGGACCCUCGCGUCCCGGCCGCUUGCUCUGCGCCCUCGGUGCUUCCGGGGGCUGCCCCUUCGACCGUCGCUGCCUCCUCUCCGCCCGCCUCUACAGCCCCUUCCUCAUCCACUGGCUUCUACCGGGGCGCGUACCCGGCCCCCUCGGACUUCGGCGUGCACUGCAGCAGCCAGACCACCGUGCUGGACCUGGACACUCACGUGGUGACCACGGUAGAAAACGGCUACUUGCACCAGGACUGCUGCGCCUCCGCCCACUGCCCCUGCUGUGGCCAGGGCGCUCCGGGACCCGGUCUGGCGUCCGCCGCUGGUUGCAAGCGCAAGUAUUACCCUGGCCAGGAGGAAGAGGACGACGAAGAGGACGCGGGCGACCUGGGAGCCGAGCCCCCCGGGGGUACCCCAUUCGCCCCCUGUAAGCGCGCCCGCUUCGAGGACUUCUGCCCGGACUCGUCCCCGGACGCGUCCAACAUCUCAAACUUGAUCUCCAUCUUUGGCUCGGGCUUCUCGGGGCUGGUGAGCCGACAGCCGGACUCCUCGGAGCAGCCGCCGCCGCUCAACGGGCAGCUGUGCGCCAAGCAGGCGCUCGCCAGCCUCGGCGCCUGGACUCGAGCCAUUGUCGCCUUCUAGGGACCCCCGAGGGCAUGGGGACCCUGGGCCCCGCGGGGCUGGGGCCAGACAAAGACUCGGCCAAGGGGCGAUAGGGAGCGAGCGGGUCCUGGCCACUCGGGGCUGAGCUGGGGACGAGCAGAGGCUGAUGUUUUAUAAAUUGUAAAAUAAAAAAAAAAAA